GGUUAGUGAGAAUUGAGCUAUCAAAGUUUUAAGAUGUGGUUUUGGAUAAUUGCUGUUGUUAUUAUACUUGCGCUUGUAUACUAUUGGUAUACCUUGAAAUAUGGAUACUUUUCUGCUCAAGGAAUUGUUGCAGCAGAUCCCUGUUUCCCACUUGGAAAUACCCCAAGCAUGUUCACUGGGAAAAGAAACGCCACCUACGACAUCGACGAUCUAUAUCAACAAUUCCGUGGUAAAGCUCCUUUCAUUGGAUACUUUGAAAUGAGAACACCGACAUUCUUACUGAUCGAUCCUGAAGCAAUCAAGUCAGUUAUGGUACAAAACUUUCGCAACUUUCGCGAUAAUGGCUUCAGUAAAUUUAUUGACAAAGAUAAAGAUCCAUUAUUUGGACGUAACCCAUUUAUGUUGCGAGGCGAUGAGUGGAAAGAAAAACGAGCUGAGAUAACGCCGGCGUUCACACAAAACAGAAUCAAAGCAUUGUUUCCACUUGUUGAAGAAAUUCUCGGGAGAUUCACCAAUUAUAUCAAGACAGAAUGUAACAAGCAACCGACAGAACCUUUAGAAGCAAGAGAAAUUUGUGCAAAAUAUACGACGGACGUUGUUUCAAGUUGCGUCUUUAAUGCUGAUGCUGAGUCAUUCACUAAGGAGAAACCAGAAAUUCGUGAAAUGGGCAAAAAGAUCUUCGAUUUCGAUCCAUUAAUGAUGGCUGCUUUUAUGCUUUACUCAAUCUUCCCAUUUAUGACAAAAUAUGUUAAAGUCAGCAUGGUUAAACCUCAAGUUUCUGAUUUCUUCACAAAUCUUAUGAUUCAAGCAAUUGAAGUCAGGCAAAAGUCAGGAAUUCAACGUGACGAUUAUUUAGCACAUUUGAUUUCAUUGAGAAACAGAAAAGAAAUUUCUGAAUUGGACAUGGCAGCACAUGGUGUGACGUUCUUCAUCGAUGGUUUUGAGACCAGUUCAGUUGCUUUGGCUUGUAUAUUUUAUGAGAUCGCAAGCAACAAGAAAGUUCAAGACAAACUUCGCGAUGAAAUCAAAACUCUCUAUGAUGAUAAUGGAAAAAUGAUUUACGAAAAAAUGUUGGAACAUGAAUAUUUGGAUCAAGUUUUUUAUGAAGUUUUGCGCUUGCAUCCACCAGUGACAAUGACCAAUCGAGAAUGCAAUGAAGAAAUUGAGUUUGAAAAUAUUAAAGGAAAGAAAGUUAAAUUGAGAGUUGGUGACAGCUUUGCAAUUCCGAUUUAUUCUAUUCAACGUGAUCCUGAAUUUUAUCCCGAACCCGAGAAAUUCAUUCCUGAACGUUUCGAUCCCGAACAUGGCGGCGUUAAAGCGUUCAAGGAUAAAGGAGUUUUGUUGCCAUUCGGAGAUGGUCCAAGAAUUUGUUUGGGCCAAAGAUUCGCUUUGAUGCAAACAAAAGCUGCAAUCGUUGAGAUCGUGAAGAACUUUGAAAUGACUGUCAAUGAAAAGACAAAACUCCCAUUGAUUAUGGAUCCAAAAGCAUUUGUCAAUGUUAAACUUGGUGGACUUUGGUUGAACUUUAAGCCUUACAAAAAGCUAUCAAAGCAAGGUUUCGAUGGUCCAAAAGUUUGCUUUCCAUUCGGUAAUGCAAAAAGUUCAAUUUUAAGACAACGGAAUGAAGUUUAUGACAUUGAUGACGUGUAUCGGGAAUUCAGUAAGAAAGCAGAGAUUUGCAGUUAUUUUGUAAUGUUUUCUCCACAUUUAUUGGCUCUUGACCCGAAGAUCAUCAAACAAAUAAUGAUUAGUGAAUUUAAGUAUUUUUCGGAUAACAAUUUUACUGUUGAUGCUAAAAUAGAUCCCGUGAUAGCAUUGAAUCCUUUUUGGAUGAAAUCAUCAGCAUGGAAGAUGAAAAGAAGUCAACUUUCACCAUCAAUGACUCCAAUCAAACUCAAGGUGAUGUAUCCGCUAAUAAUUGAAGGAACGAAAACACUUGUUGAAGCGACAAAACGCGGGAUUAGAAACGAUAAGAAUAAAGAAUUUGAUGCUCGUGAUAUCAGUUCACGAUAUUGUUGUGACACAAUUUCAAGCUGCCUUUUUGGAGCUGAUGCUCAAUCAUUCACAUCUGACAAUUCAGUUUAUUUGACAAAUGGACGUAAAAUGUUGAGUGGAAUAAGAGAUAAAGAAGUUGGAAGACACAUUUUCCCUCCAAAAGCUUUUCCACAAGACGCUGAAACGUUUUUCGUUGAAAUUACAAAGGAAGCAAUCAAAUAUCGAAUGGAAUCGAAAACUAAUCAAGACGACUUCUUAUCACAGUUGAUAUCAUUGAAAGUAAAACACGAUUUGAGUGAUAAUGAAGCAGGAGCUUAUUGUGUAACUUUGUUUCUUGAUGCAUUUGAGACUGCAAGCUUAGCGCUGCAUUUAGCUUUAUAUGAACUUGGAAAGUCUCAAGACGUUCAAAAUAAACUUCGAAGAGAAAUCGAAGAAAAUCUUGAGGGAAAAGAAUUUUUAACUUAUGAGAAGUUAUUGGAAUUGCCAUAUUUAGAUCAAAUAUUUUAUGAAGUUCUAAGACUUCAUCCGCCACUUCAAACAACUUCACGAGUGUGCAAUGAUGAUUGUGAAUUAACAUCUGCAAAAGAUCGCAAGAUAAAAAUUAAGAAAGGCUCGGUUGUUGUUAUACCAAUCUAUUCGAUUCAAAGGGACGCAAGAUAUUACAACAAUCCGGAAAAUUUCAAUCCAGAACGUUUCAACAUUGAACAUGGAGGUGUGAAAGCAUUUAAAGAAUUGGGAGUUUUAAUUCCAUUUGGAGAUGGGCCGAGAAUUUGUUUGGGAAUGAGACGUAGUUUGGAAAGCAACAUGUUUGCUAUAAUUUUCUCAAUACUUUUGGUGAUACUUGCCAUUUUGUAUUUUGCAAUAUCAAUGCGAUUUAAGUAUUUCUCCCGACAUGGUGUCAUUGGUCCGAAGCCCAAAUUUCCAUAUGGAAACAUCAAAGAAAGUUUUAAAGGCACCCGAAAUGUGGUUUAUGACAUUGACGAGAUUUAUCGUCAUUACAAAGGGAAAGCGCCUUUCAUUGGAAUGUUCAUGAUGUUCACACCUUAUUUCCUCAUCAUCGAUCCCGAAAUCGUUAAACAAGUCUUGAUAAAAAGCUUCAAAAACUUCCGCAAUAAUGAUUUUUAUGCUUCUAAGAAGAAAGAUCCUCUAAUGUCACGUAACCCAUUCAUAGCGAGAGAUGAUGAAUGGAAGCAAUUGCGAAGUCAAACAGCUCCGGCCUUGACAGUUAAUAAACUCAAAUCUGUGUAUCCACUGAUACUUGAUGGUGCCAAUAAUAUGAUCAAUUUCAUCAAACAAGAAUUAAAAACAGAAGAUCAUAAAGCUUUCGACGCUCGUGAAAUAACAUUGCGUUACACUUGCGAUGUGAUGUCGAAUUGUAUUUUUGGUUCUGACGCUGCAUCGUUCCAAAGCGAGAAACCUUUGAUUCUGGAACUUGGUAAAAAUAUGAUAGCAGGAAUAAAAGAUUCAAUCAUGGGCAUGUUGCCUAAGCCAUUAAUCCCUCCGAGUUAUGGAAAUGAUUUCAUACAAAUAAUGACGGAUGCAAUCAAUUACCGUGAGAAAAAUGAAAGUGCUCGCGAUGAUAUUCUCGCUCACAUCAUAGCGAUAAAACAAAAGAAAGGUCAAAGUGAUGUUGAAGCAGCAGCACAUGGUUGGACAGUAUUUAUGGAUUCUUAUGACACGACAGCGAUUGUUUGUCACAUGGCACUUUAUCAUCUUGCUAAAGACAAACGAGUUCAAGAUAAACUUCGAGAAGAAAUCAUCGAAAAUAUCGAUGAAAAUGCAGUUUUAUCAUAUGGAAAGCUUAUCGAACUUCCAUAUCUCGAUCAGGUUUUGUAUGAAGUUUUGAGAUUGCAUCCACCACUUAUGUUUACCACCAAAGUUUGUAACGAAGACACUGAAAUUGAUGCUGGUAAAGGCCACAAAUUUAUGAUGAAAAAAGGAUCGGUCGCUAUGAUUUCAACACAUUCAAUUCAUUUGGAUCCUGAAUAUUAUGCUGACCCUCAUGGAUUCGUCCCGGAAAGAUUUGAUGAUGAACAUGGUGGUGUUAAGAAUUUCAGAGAUCGAUGCGUGUUGAUUCCUUUUGGCGAUGGACCGCGAAUUUGUCUUGGAAUGAAGUUGGGAUCAGUUCUGGUUAAAUCGAUCAUAGCAGAAACAUUGAAGAACUUCGAAAUGACUGUCGAUGAUGCAACACCUGAAAACUGGAAAAUUGGCGCAUCUGAGUUUUUGAACCUUCCCGAUACGAAACUUCAACUCAACUUUACGCCAUUUUACAUUAGUCGUUCAGAGACAUUUAAGUGGAAGAGUUGUGUCAUCAUCAAGAUGGUUUUCCUUUACUUAAUUCUUGCUGUUCUUGUAUUGGCUUACAUUUUCCUAACAUGGAACUUUGACUACUGGUCGAAACGUGGAGUUCCAGCUAUGAAAGCGAAGAUUUUACUCGGAAAUCUUCCAAGUAUUAUUCUCAGAAACGAACACAUCACUUAUGGAAUGGAUAGAAUUUAUGAUGAAUAUAAAGGAAAAACUCCUUUCAUUGGAAUUCUUCAAAUAACUUCUCCUCGUUUAGUUCUACUUGAACCUGAACUUGUCAAGAGUGUUAUGGUGAAAAAUUUUAAAAGCUUUCACGACAAUGAAUUUGGUGAUAUUUUAUCAAAAAGUGAGAAUCCGCUUUUCUCGAAAAAUCCAUUUCUACUUCAAGGCGAAGAGUGGAAAGAUAAACGAGCUGAAAUCACUCCCGCAUUUACUGCGAGUCGGUUAAAGGCGUUGUAUCCAUUGAUUGAAGAUGUUCAAGGUCGAAUGAUCGCAUAUGUUGGAGAACAAGCUCGUAAGAAACAAUCGCAAGAAGCACGUGAGCUUUGCGCUAAAUUUACGAUUGAUGUUGUUUCAAGCGCAAUUUUUGGAAUCGACGCAAAUUCCUUUAGCGAAGAUAAUCCGAAAAUUCGUGAAAUGGCAAAGCAAUUACUGGCACCAAGCGGAAUUUUCAUCUUCAAAAUGAUGUUAGCAGCAUCAAUUCCAUUUCUUAAACACGUUCUUAGUCUCAGAUUUGCUCCGGUAGUUUGUGAGAAUUUCUUUGUCGAUUUAAUGGAACAAGCUUUGAAAUAUCGUGAAGAAAAUAAAAUUCAACGUGAAGAUUUCUUAGAAUAUUUGAUUCAGUUGAAGAGCAAAAAAGGAAUUCAACAUAUCGACAUGGUGUCGCACACAAUUUCAUUCUUCACUGAUGGCUUUGAUACAUCGUCAGUAGCAAUCGCGCACGUGCUUUACGAGCUGGGAAGAAAUAAAAAUGCUCAAGAUAAGCUUCGUGAUGAAGUUGAUAAGCAUUGUGAUGCCGAUGGAAAAAUCAAUUUCGAAACAAUUAAUGAAAUGCCUUAUCUUGAUCAAGUCUGGAAUGAAACUUUACGAAUGCAUCCACCAGCAACGUUUCUUUCAAGAAAAUGUACCGAAGCAUGUGAAUUGGAAUUCGAGGGAAAGAAAGCACCGAUCGAAUUGGGAAUGAAUGUUUACAUUCCAGUUUCUCAAUUUCAUUACGAUCCCGAAUAUUAUCCUGAACCUGAGAAGUUUAAACCCGAACGAUUUGACCCGGAAAAUGGUGGAACGAAAGCUUUUAAGGAAAAAGGAAUUUUCCUUCCAUUUGGAGAUGGUCCGAGGAUUUGUCUUGGCAUGAAGUUCGCUCAAGCUCAAAGCAAAGUCGCAAUUGCAGGAAUCAUCAGAAAUUUCCAAAUUUCUGUCAAUCCAAAAACAUCUGAGAAACCUAUCAUCGAUCCCAAAGAGUUUUUGAACAUGUUGAUGUUGAUUUUGGUUGUGAUAGGAUUAUUAACAGCUUUAUAUUCUUAUCUAACAUGGAAUUUUGAGUAUUGGAGUUCACGAGGUGUGUUGUCACCAAAGCCGAAAGUACUUUUCAGUUGUUUCAAAGAAUGGAUUCAACGUAAAAGUCACGCUACUGACAUUUUAUCUCGAUUAUAUAAUGACUACAAAGGUCGUGCAAACUUCAUUGGCAUGUAUCAGAUGAGAGAACCUCGUUUGCUUAUUCUCAAACCUGAACUUGUUAAAGAGAUUUUGGUUAAAAAAUUUAAAAACUUUCAUGAUAAUGAAUUCAGUCUCAUACUUAACACCAAGGAUAAUCCACUUUUUGCUAGAAACCCGUUUUUGUCAAGAGAUCAGGAAUGGAAAGAGAGAAGAAGCGAAAUAUCGCCAGGUUUCUCAACAAAUCGAAUGAAAGUUUUGUUUCCCUGCAUUCAAAACGUUUGUGCAAACCUCAAAGCUACAAUCAAUGAUGACUUCAAACAUCCAUUCGAAGCUAAAGAUCUUGCAACGAAAUUCACAACAGACACUGUUGCAAGUUGCAUUUUUGGAAUUGAAGGAAAUUCAUUUAAAGAUGCAGAUUCAGAGUUGAGACAAAUGUCGAAACGAUUGACAAGACCACCGAUCAAGACUUUCAUUAAAAUGUUCCUUGUCGCUAUUAUCCCACCUCUGAGAGAUUAUUUGACACUUUCAUUUGUUCCUGAUGACGCCAAUAAUUUCUUUAUGAAUUUAAUUAAACAAGCUGUUGAUUACCGAAUAAAGAAUAAAAUCAACAGGGAUGACUACUUGGACUUCCUGAUUAAUCUUCAAAAUAAAAAGGGAUUAUCGAGUACUGAUUUCGCUGGUCAUUCAAUGACAUUUUUCAGCGAUGGACUUGAAACAUCUUCUGUUACUAUUGCACACACACUUUAUGAAUUGGCACGAAACGUGAGAGUUCAAGAGAAUUUAAGAAAAGAAAUUCAUGAAUUUGCUGAGAGAAACGAUGAAAUAACAUUUGAGAUUCUUCAUGAGAUGCCUUACCUUGAUCAAGUGCUUAAUGAAAGUCUACGUCUUCAUCCACCUUUCACAGCAAUAUCCAAAGAAUGUACUGAAGCGACUGAACUUGAGUAUAUGAAAGGAAUUAACGUCAACAUUGAAAAGGGUGUUAAUGUUUAUCUUCCUUUGUAUCAAAUUCAACGUGAUGCUGAAUAUUAUCCAAAACCUGAAGAAUUUAUUCCAGAAAGAUUUGAUCCUGAGAUUGGUGGUGUGAAGAAGUUUAAGGAACAAGGAAUUUUCUUGACAUUUGGUGAUGGGCCGCGAAUUUGUUUGGGAAUGAAAUUUGCUGUGAUGCAGACAAAAGCAGCGAUUGUUGAGAUAAUUAAAAAUUUUAAGAUAACAGUGAACGAAAAGACUCCAAAGAAAUUAAAAAUUGAUCCGGAAGAAUCUUUAAAUAUUAAGAAAGGCGGCCUGUGGCUUAACUUUAAACCUGCAAAAAUUUUCCAUUCCAUAAGUUUUGGAAAAUUUAAUGAAGAAGAUAAACUUCCUCUCUACUGCAAGGAAAAAAUCUUCGCUAUGUGGUGCGAGGGCUUUUGUGGUGUUUUUAUUAACAUUUUGUUAAUAAUUUUCUCGGUCGUUGGAUUUCAUUAUUUCUAUCUUCUAUGGAAUUCUGAUUAUUGGAAAAAGCGGGGAGUUUUCUGUCCCGACUCGAAAUCAUUGUUUGGAAAUCUUCCUGGACAAGUCAAUGGGAAGCGCAACAUCGCUUACGACACUGAAGACUUAUAUAAGGAAUAUAAAGAAAAAUAUCCGUACAUUGGAAUUUACAUGUUUCGUGAACCGCAAUUGCUUGUGUUUGAUCCUGAAAUAAUUAAGGACAUCACUGUGAAAUAUUUCAAGUAUUUCCAAGCCACAGAAUUCUACGGGAAGAUCGACAAAGAGUCCGAUCCCUUAUUCGGAAAUCACCCGUUCUUCUUAACCGGUGACGAAUGGAAGACAAAACGAACAGAAUUAUCGCCAGCAUUUACCAACACGCGAAUCAAGGCCAUUUUCCCAACAGCAUUAGAUGUCAGUCAUAAAAUGAUUUCGUACAUUAAGAAAGAAAUUUCAAAAGACGAUUUCGACGGAUUCGAUGCUAAAGAUUUAUCGGCGCGUUUCACAAUCUCAAUCGUCUCCAACAGCGUCUAUAAUGUCGAUCCGAAAUCUUUUGAAGGUCAAGAAUCUGAAAUUUUAAAGCGAGGCUUAGAAUUUGCUUCACCAACGAAACAAUUCAUGAUCAAGAAUUUGCUGAUGCAAAUUUAUCCAUUUUUGAAGAAAUAUUUAAAGCUCAGUUUCUCAAAGGAAGGCGCUGACCAAUUUUUUAUUGCAUUAAUGAACAACGCAAUAAAACAUCGACAAGAAAAUAAAAUUCAAAGUGCUGAUUAUCUCGAUCAUUUGAUGAACUUGAAAAAUAAGAAGGAAAUUUCGGAUCAUGACCUGGCCGCUCAUGGAGCUUCAUUCUUAGUCGAUGGUUUUGAUACGUCAAGUUCAUCAAUGGUCAGCGCUUUAAAAGAACUUGCUGAGAAUAAAGAAGUUCAAGAUCGUCUUCGUGAAGAGAUCAACAACGCGAUGCCAAAUGAAGAAGAUUUCACUUAUGACAACAUUAUUAAUUUGCCUUAUUUGGAUCAAGUUUGGAAUGAAAGUCUUCGACUGAACAGCGUUGUGGCAGUUUUAAGACGACAGUGCACCGAACCCGUGGAAAUUGAGUUACCCAAAGACAAGAAAUUAUUCAUCGACAAAGGUUUCGUUAUCGGAUUCCCAGUUCAUUCAAUCCACAGAGAUCCUGAAUAUUAUCCAAAUCCAGACAAAUUCGACCCCGACCGCUUUGCCCCUGAAAAUGGUGGAUUCAAAUCUUAUAUGGAACGUGGAGUUUUCCUUACAUUCGGUUAUGGCCCAAGAAUUUGUCCUGGAAAUCGUUUCGCUAACGCACAAUCAAAGAUUGCACUUGCAGCAAUCAUAAAGAACUUUGAAGUUUCCAUCAAUCCUAAAUCUCCAAAAGAAUACAUUUUCCACCCACAAGCUAUAAUUAACACACUUCUUGGAUGCUACAUCGACAUGAAAGAAGUAAAACGCAAUUAAAUUGUGGAGUAAAAUUUUUUAUUAAAUAUUUUUAUCUAAUGGAAAACGCAAAUUUUAAAUUUUAUCAAGCUUUUCAAUUUAUAUUUAGCAGUUUGUUCGUGUAAUGAAAAAUAAUUAAUAAAUAUUGGAAAUUAUCGUAUUGGAUUGUUUAUGAAAUAAAAUUUAAAUCUCUUUGAUUGCAUCUUUCAGCUCGUUCAUGAGAAUCGAGCCAACAACAAGCUUUUCGCAAUUGACAGUAAUUGUCGCCACAUGCUGUUCGUCGUUAAGUGAAAUGCUAACAAGAACAAGACUCUUGGAGUUUAAUGUUUGCCCAGCAAAGAGAAGCGUGUCAGGAGAAUCGCCAUGCGGAAUGAAAGCAACAUUUGCUAUUUCAAAUAUUUUCUUUUGAAGUUGUUGCUUGUCAUGAAAGUCAUUUCGAAGUUGAACUUUGCAAUUCGAUUCAGACAUGCCGCGAAGUUUAUUUCUCUCUUCUUUAAACAUAAUUUCGGGUAAUGUGACGCUUCUUAUCAACUCACCAACAGUUGGUUUAAUCGCAACUUUACUGACACCUCCACUCGAUCGAAUCUCAAAGUUUGCCGCUUGACUUGAAUCACAAAAAUCAAUUCCGAGAAUUCCUACAAGAGUUUGCUUUGGCGCAAGCUGUGUCAAUUGAGCAAACUCAUUCAAAGACAUUCCACUGGUUAAUUGCUUUGCACCAAUAUGAAUAUCUGUCAAUUCUACAUUUCCAUGAUUCGUGAAAUAAAGUUCAAUCGACACCAUGCUCGAGCUGAAUAAAUGAGGCGAUCGCGUGUAUUUGUAAGAAACUCCAAGUCCAUAGCCAUUCACUUUGUUCAAUAAUUCCAUCUUAUCAAUCGCUAUGAAACUUGGUCCGAUCAAUUCAAUUCGGUUAUUGACAGCACCAGUUGCUGAAGGUGUGAUUGGCGUUAGGAAGCCUCCGAGACUUGGCGUCAUUACAUUUCCACUCACCGGAGCGAUGUCAUCAAGAUCUAACAAAAGAUCAAGAUUCGAUUUCUCAACUGAUUGCUUAACAACUCCAUCAACAUGAUUCACUUCCUCUUCAUUCUCACUCUCACUUCCUGAAUCAUCACUUGAUGAACUCGACGAUUCUUCACUGUCUUCAGUCGUUUUCUUGUUUGCAGCUCCAUUUUGUUGCUCACUUUUCUUCUCAACUUCAUCCUCUCCACUUGAUGAUUCACUUCCACUGCUGCUGCUGCCGCUACUGCUUGAAGACUUACUUGAAGUUGAAGACGAAUCACUUUCAGAAUAAAAUGAUUUUUCCUUCUUCUUAUCGUGAUUCUUUGUUUUAUUACGAACAACAUUUUUCACUUUGACAUCUUCUUUCUUUGUCAAUGAAGUUCCUUCAUCGGG
This is a messenger RNA of Clunio marinus, 10245 nucleotides long. The record is from the annotation of a GenBank genome assembly. NCBI's taxonomy places the organism in Eukaryota, Metazoa, Arthropoda, Insecta, Diptera, Chironomidae.